Messenger RNA from Sesamum indicum (sesame), 802 nucleotides. RefSeq names its product xaa-pro aminopeptidase P. Lineage: Eukaryota; Viridiplantae; Streptophyta; Magnoliopsida; Lamiales; Pedaliaceae. The record is from RefSeq and is a predicted model, not a curated record.
AUGUAUGGUCUUAAAGAGAGAAGAUACUGAAAUUAAUUUGCCCAUUUGGAUAUGGCUUGGAGGCAAAUCCUGACGUGGAGUAGAAGAUUGUCCUCAGUCCCAGCGCAUUCAGAUCCUCUAUCUGGGAUUGCAAAAUUCUCAUCCAAAUCCGGCCGUUAUCUUGUGAAAGUUGGGAUACCAGAGUUCUUGAGUGGGGUGGGGAAAGGAUUGGAGAAGCAUGCGGAGAAGCUGGAAUCUGAGAUUGGAGGCUUGGAGAAGCUUCUAGUGACUCGGACUAUUAAGCUCAAAAGGCUUGGAAUCCCUUGCCAAGAUAGAAAGCUGAUACUAAAGUACACCCACAAGUACAGGCUUGGUCUGUGGAGGCCUAGAGCUUAGGCCCUGAAAUCUUGAUGAAUCAUUGCCAUGCAAUUUGGAUUCCGCUGGAGAGUGGUCAGCCGCUUACACCUACAUGAUGUAGUUUUUGUAUUCUGAAACUCUCUUAGGGUUUAGGAUUCAGGUUUUCCAGGGUUUACAACUCUACUGGGAAGUGAACAUCUGUUUGCUAAUGGACGCCUACUGGACUUGAUCGUGGUAUUCUGGGAAGUGAACAUCUGUUUGCUAAUGGACGCCUACUGGACUUGAUCGUGGUAUUCUGGAACUAACGCUGCAUUCUGAGUCGUUUCUGAAUUAUCAAUAACACCAGACUUUUGAACAUAUUAACAUCGUUUGCCUUUCUGGUUUCCUUUUUGGCUGUUUUCAUCUUUAAUAGAAAGAUUAUUUUGAAUUUUUUCAUCACAGCGUAUAGUGAGAAAUUUAUGUUUCA